Messenger RNA from Trichogramma pretiosum, 2027 nucleotides. RefSeq lists its product as uncharacterized. Lineage: Eukaryota; Metazoa; Arthropoda; Insecta; Hymenoptera; Trichogrammatidae. The record is from RefSeq and is a predicted model, not a curated record. The transcript has 5 exons. Bases 261 to 2027 code for a protein of 588 amino acids.
UUCAUUCUGUGACACUGCGACGAGCCACAAGUUUGACUGCAGCAGCAGCAGCAGCUACAAAGAAUAUCAGAAACCAGCUCGUGGAGUCGAGCAUCAUCUAACAACAAUUACAGCUCUUUCAACUACCCAGCGUUUGAGGUUACAGCAGCGCAAAACCAGUCUCGCAGUUCACGCCAGCGUUAGCGACAACAUCAGCUAGAAGUUCGAUAUCGAAAAAUUGUCGUCUAGUUUUUUUGCUGCUGUUGAAAAACAUUAGCUCAAUGCAGGACCUCUACUGGGCCAACAUCGAGGACUACACGUACUCAGAAUGGAGGGCCUUCGCGCGACCAAAACUGGUUGAUGCAUUUGACACGUUGCGGAACGAGACGGCGGCCGUUUUCGACAAGUGCCCAGAUAUCGCCAAGCUCGGUGAAGACGUUAUGGAGGAAAUUACACGCAUCGAGACGUUCAAGUAUAGGGACGACAUUCAGCAUCGGCUGACGCCGGCACGCGCCGGGCGUAUCCGGCAGGACUCAUCGACGUUCGAGCCGUUGCCUGAUCUGCCUCGCCUAGUGGUCGGAGACACGCCGAUUCUGAAGCUUUAUUUUUUCGGCGUUUGCAAAAAGAUGAAGAAGCCUGAAAUUCUGCAGCUGCUCAAUCCAUUUGCCGACCCUAAGCUUUUUACGAUUACCCGGAUCCAUCACCCACCCGGUCCUAAUAAGACGUGGUGCCACUUAAAUUGCACAAAUCUGCUCACCUCUUUAAAGCUACAGUACGCUGGGCUGUCAGCGCUGCUGGAUGUUGGGUUUUACAGCGAAGGAAAAAAAAAAUAUAUGCCAUGUUACGCGCAGAUCAAGCCUGACAGGCGUUAUUUUCAAAUCACUCCAAAGAGAUAUUACGAAGAGUCUCCUUUGGACACCCGCGCGUUAGAUGCUCAUUUUUUCAUCGUGAACACCCCCGUAUUAGCACGCAUUUAUCAUUUCCUCGGCGCUGAUGACGCAUAUAAAUUCACCUUCGCUCUUUUCAAUCAUCCUAUGGCCGUCACUAUGUUGUGUUUAAACUAUUUCGACCCAUCUUGGCCUAUUUUCAAUUUCAGUAAUGUGAAUGCGUUUAUCAGGGAUCACUUUAAGAAGUUCAAACCGAAAUCGUUAGUUUUUAAUAAUCACGAUUGCGUAUUGAAUAAUGCUAUUGUUAAGGAUGCGUUGUUAGCUAUGCGAGAGCCUGGAAGCAGCCGGGGAAACGCGAACGCGGUACGUGCGGUAAAUAUUAUCGAUUUGCGGGCGGUGAAAAUUAAUUAUCGGCUAGCCGAAUUUCUCGCUAUUAGCUUUAAGAUUAGUAUUUGUCUAUUAGGCGAUUUUACAGCUCCGAUUGACACACAGGUUGCCAAGAUUUUGACUCGCCGGCUCGAGAUUAAUGAUAAUUAUUACGUUACCGGUGCUUUUCUCGCGGGAUCUUCGGCAAAAUGUAUUAAACUUUCCUUUUGCUGGCAACUCAGUUUUGCAGCUUUGGCUCGCUCCUUGCUUGUUAAUUCGACCACUAAGCUUUUACAGCUGCAUAAUGUUAUGGCAUUUGAUGUCGAUGCACAGCUUGGUAAUCUGUUGGAUUCAUUGUUCUCCGGUAGGAACGCACUCACAGCUAUAAUAUUUUCUUCAGCAAAGCCUAGACUACUUCUCNAUAUUGUCACUGCAGGCACACGUCUGUAUCUGACUCAGUUUUGUAGCAUAUCAAGAAAAAGUUGGUGGAGGCUUUCGAUGAUCUGCGGCACGAGGCCGAUGCAGCUAUCGGACUAUUUCCAAAAAUUUCCCAAAUAUCCAAGGAUGUUUCGAAAAAAUCAACAGGAUGAAGACGUGAAGGGUUACAGCAGCGCGAAACCAGUCUCGCAGUUCACGCCAGCGUUAGCGACAACAUCAGCUAGAAGUUCGAUAUCGAAAAAUUGUCGUCUAGUUUUUUUGCUGCUGUUGAAAAACAUUAGCUCAAUGCAGGAUCUCUACUGGGCCAACAUCGAGGACUACACGUACUCAGAAUGGAGGGCCUUCGCGCGACCGUAA